Molecule: messenger RNA, 649 nt
Organism: Selaginella moellendorffii
Lineage: Eukaryota; Viridiplantae; Streptophyta; Lycopodiopsida; Selaginellales; Selaginellaceae
Exons: 2
Coding region: 16-591 (191 amino acids)
Biological process (GO): symbiont-mediated hemolysis of host erythrocyte
Source: RefSeq, a predicted model, not a curated record
CAUCUUGCCCAAGCCAUGGCAAAGCUUGGAGCUCUCGCAGUUUUCUCCUCCUCCCUCUUCUUCUUCGUCUUCUUCUUCUUUGCUCUUUCCUUGGCUCGUGAACUCCCUCGAGUUCCUACGCAUCUCUGCAACAACGGCACUGGAGAACCUCAUUCGAAGCUCAAGGGUGAGAGCAAUUACUUUUCACUGAGAAUCUACUACACCAAGGGGCCCUUGACGCUCGAAGUCAAAAACUCGUGGCUCAAUUAUGGGAAAUGGAUCCGUUCCACGAAGGAUUUCACGGAGACUAAAUCUCCCGAUGGUCUCAAAAUGAAGGCGUGGGGCGAGUACCACAUCUAUGCCUCUGGCAGGAGCUGGUCUCCCUCUGGUACGGAUGGCUCCUUUGAUAUUUACGCGAGCGAUGGCCCGAAGGUAGUGUAUGUCUACUGGGACGUUUCUUAUGGUGGAGCGGCGCAAUAUAAGCAAGUGACUCAUGAUAGCCGGUUCAAGGUGACGUCCACAAGGAUUGGAGAAUCUGCUUUGGACGUGACUAUGGUCAUACGAUACAAUGCCACUGAGGCCACUGAGGCCACUGGAGAAGCUAUUGCUUGAAAGUUUAUGUUUAUAUAAUGGCAAACUAAAUAAUUUAAACUAGCAACUCUCAUCCCAA